GAUUGGUCCUCCACCGUCUCAACAUCCAUCUCCACUCCGAAGUCUAGAAGAGUUUCCUCCUCGGAUCGGACUCGGUGCUAGCAGCAUUUGUACCUGAUGAUAGCGAUGGCAACGUGCACACGCCUUCAAAAGAGACCAUGAAGACACGAUAGCGGGCCCUGGUCCACGGCGAGCGAUCGGCGAAGCACAAAAACUUCACGACUUUGCGAUAACGCAACGGCCACGCCUGACAAAUCCAAAGCGUAGAGCUUGUGGAGUGUUCAAGAUGUUUGGGGCAGAAGACGGAGAUACAUAGGGAGGCCCUCAGCCAUUUGAACGGAACUACAGACCCCAUCAUCACCACAAUCACAACCAUGUCUUCCACUCCUGACUUCAACGGCUGGGUCGCCCAUGACCCCUCUGCCGCCGACGGCAACAUGAAGUGGGGCAACUUCGAGCCCAAGGCCUUCGAGGAGACCGACAUUGAGAUGGAUAUCUCUCACUGCGGUGUCUGCGGUUCCGACAUUCACACACUCCGCUCCGGCUGGGGUCCUUCCGAUUACCCUCUCGUUGUUGGCCACGAGAUCAUUGGCCAUGUCACCAAGGUCGGCAAGGACGUGAAGGACCUCAAGGUUGGCGACCGCGUCGGUGUUGGUGCGCAGUCUGAGUGCUGCGAGAGCUGCCGCCUUUGCAAGACGAAGCAGGAGUCCAACUGCAACAAGGUCACCAUGACCUACAACGCCAAGCACUUAAACGGCGAUAAGGCGUACGGUGGUUACGCUAAGGCAUGGCGCGGACCUGCUGCCUUCGCUAUUCCCAUCCCUGAGGGUCUUCCCUCUGAGUUCGCGGCCCCUCUCAUGUGUGGUGGCGUAACCGUCUACAACCCUCUUGUCUCCUACGGCGCCGGUCCCGGCAAGCGCGUCGGUGUCGUCGGUAUUGGCGGCCUCGGCCACUUCGCUCUCCUCUUUGCGAAGGCCCUCGGUGCCGACGAAGUCGUCGCUAUCUCCCGCUCCUCCUCCAAGAAGGAUGACGCCCUCAAGCUGGGCGCUGACCGCUUCAUCGCUACCGGCGAGGACCCUGAGUGGGCUACCAAGAACGCCAACGGCCUCGACCUGAUCAUCUCCACCAUCUCCGGUUCCUUCCCGCUCGAUCAGUACCUCAACCUGCUCGACGUCAACGGCACAUUCGUACAGGUCGGUGCGCCCGACGACCCGCUCCCUAGCUUCAGCCCUAUGGGCUUGAUCUUUAAGAACCAGAAGAUCGUUGGUUCGUUCAUCGGCACCAGGCAGCACAUCCGCGAUAUGUUGGAGUUGGCUAAGAAGACCAAUCUCCAGGCUUGGGUCCAGGUUAGGCCUAUGAGCGAGGCUAACCAGGUUAUUGUUGAUUUCGAGAAGGGCCUGCCAAGGUACAGUUACGAGUUGCUGUAA
Molecule: messenger RNA, 1406 nt
Organism: Macroventuria anomochaeta
Lineage: Eukaryota; Fungi; Ascomycota; Dothideomycetes; Pleosporales; Didymellaceae
Product: cinnamyl alcohol dehydrogenase
Exons: 2
Coding region: 354-1406 (350 amino acids)
Biological process (GO): alcohol metabolic process
Molecular function (GO): zinc ion binding; alcohol dehydrogenase (NADP+) activity
Source: RefSeq, a predicted model, not a curated record